This is a messenger RNA of Anopheles stephensi (Asian malaria mosquito), 974 nucleotides long. Its product is annotated as TBP-related factor. The transcript is spliced from 3 exons. Lineage: Eukaryota; Metazoa; Arthropoda; Insecta; Diptera; Culicidae. The coding region runs from base 138 to 818 and encodes 226 amino acids. Gene Ontology annotation, biological process: DNA-templated transcription initiation. Gene Ontology annotation, molecular function: RNA polymerase II general transcription initiation factor activity; DNA binding. The record is from RefSeq and is a predicted model, not a curated record.
UUUGUACACAUAAAUAAACAACAAACGUACGUAAGCAUCUGUUCGGUGUGGCCGGUUAAAUGAUUUCGCUCAUUUAGUGAAAGAAAGGAAAAUAUUCCGCUUAGUCUGUUGCCCGAAAAUAGUUCCAUUCGGCAAGGAUGGACAAGUCCGCGCCCGAGUCACCGCUGAAAAUGUUGCUCAACGCUGCACCCCGGCAGACGAGCACAUCGUUGGUGAAGCAACCUCCGCAGGCCGGGAUAUUGAUGCAAACACCUGUUCCUACGGGGCCACAGGAAGCAAUAAACUCGGUUCUCGUUAGAAACUGCGUAGCGACGGUAAGCGUGGGCUGCGAGCUUAACCUUACCACGAUCAACUUCCGGACGCGCAACUCGGAAUACAAUCCUUCCCGGUUUCACGGUGUCGUCAUGCGGAUACGGGAUCCACGCUGUACCGCACUAGUCUUCCGUUCGGGUAAACUCAUCUGUACCGGGGCGAAGAGCGAACAGCAGGCACACCUCGGUCUGCGAAAGUUCGUUCGCAUCAUCCAGAAGCUAGGCUACGACGUCAAGUUUCUCGACUUUAAGGUACAGAAUCUGGUGGCAACGGCCGAUCUGCGGUUCCCGAUACGGUUGGAAAACCUGAACCAAAUGCACGGCCAGUUUAGCUCGUACGAACCGGAACUGUUUCCCGGGCUAAUCUAUCGGAUGGUGAAGCCACGGGUGGCGCUGCUCAUAUUCGUGAACGGUAAGAUCGUGUUCACCGGUGCGAAAAAUCAGCGCGAAAUCAGCGAAAGCUUAGAGAACAUCUAUCCGAUUCUGCAGAGCUUCCGGAAGAAUUAAUUCCCAGUAAUUUUUUAUAAUUGAAUUAUCUUUUUGCGUGUGCUAGAUAGCUGAAUCGGAGCGUGCAUUUCAUUUAUAUUAAUUUCACGUGAUCAACCAUGUUUAAUAUUAGCUGUACGACAUUCUUUAUAAUAAAUCUGCCCCAUAUUUAACGUA